Molecule: messenger RNA, 1401 nt
Organism: Rasamsonia emersonii CBS 393.64
Lineage: Eukaryota; Fungi; Ascomycota; Eurotiomycetes; Eurotiales; Trichocomaceae
Product: Citrate synthase
Exons: 4
Coding region: 1-1401 (466 amino acids)
Biological process (GO): carbohydrate metabolic process; tricarboxylic acid cycle
Cellular component (GO): mitochondrial matrix
Source: RefSeq, a predicted model, not a curated record
AUGCUUGACAUACUCGUUCAAACCUUCCGCAGAUGGAAGAAGCUCCUGUACUCGUAUCUCACUUCUGCCAUCCUCUUUUAUCACAAAGCAUUGGGGCACACUGCUAUCGGGCCAUCCUCUGGUUCUCUCAGCAUUACCGACAAUCGCACUCGCCGGAAAUACACCAUUCCAAUCGUUAACAAUGCCAUCCGCGCAACCGACUUUCUGCAGAUUACUUCUGCGGGGAUGGGAGCGGAUUUCGUCGAUCACUACGAGAAUAGCAUCCGGAUCCUCGACAAGGGAUUUUUGAAUACCGCGUGUACGGAAUCGGCUAUUACACUUAUCGAUGGUAAACGUGGCUAUAUUCAGUACCGCGACUACUCGAUUGAGGACUUGUUCCACCAUCAUGACUACGAGGAAGUGAUUCAUCUCUUGAUAUGGGGUAAACUUCCUACCCCGGAGCAGAAGAACACUCUUCGCAGGAAAUUGGCCGCCGCGAUGAAGCCGUAUCCGAAUGUAAUUAAUGUGAUCCAGUCAUUCCCACCCGAUUCCUUGACUUUCCCCAUGAUCCUGGCUGGGAUUGCCGCGUACGCUUCGUUGGACGAGGGGACUCGAGCAACUCAUAGUCAAAGCCAACCCUAUUAUCUGGGCAAGGAUGAAGCCGUGGAUGCUGCUGUUAUUCGAACCCUCGCUACGCUCGCCACAAUCACUGCCCUGGUGUACUGCCACAAGCGUGGGCGGAAAUUCACUCCAGCCAACCCAGACGAAUCCUACAUCGGAAACAUCCUUCUCAUGAUGGGCGUCAUUGACGAGGGGACCGGGCAGCCCAACCGCAAGAUCGAGCACUGUUUCGAACGUCUCUGGAUUCUGAACGCGGAUCACGGCAUGACCAAUUCGACCGCUGCCUUCCUCAGCGCGGCGUCCACCCUGACCGAUCCUCUAUCUUGCAGCAUUGCAGCCGUGGCAUCGGCCUACGGGCCCCUUCACGGCGCAGCCGUCGAAAUCGCCUACAGGGUCUUCGAGAACGUCGGCACGGUGGAGAAUGUGCCCAAGCUCAUCGCGGACGUCAAGGCCAAGAAGUUCCGCCUCUUUGGCUAUGGACAUCGCAUCUACAAAGUCGUGGACCCGCGGGGUAAACUCGUCCGCCAGCUCAUUGACGAAUACCGGGAGGACGUUCGGAAGAAUCCCCUGCUGCAGGUUGCGCUCGAAAUCGACCGGAUUGCGGGGGAGGAUCACUACUUCACGUCGCGGAAUCUCAAGGCAAAUGCGGACCUCUACGGUUGCUUCUUGUAUACUGCGCUAGGCUUUGAAACAGACAUCAUCCUCGCCCUGUCUUGUCUUUCGCGCUCGCCUGGCGUUUUGGCGCACUGGCGGGAGUCCAUGAGUCGGUCCAUCUCUUCCCUGCAUAUUGUCAUUUGCUAA